Spodoptera frugiperda (fall armyworm) is the source of this 1207-nucleotide messenger RNA. RefSeq lists its product as uncharacterized. The transcript is spliced from 2 exons. The coding region runs from base 109 to 807 and encodes 232 amino acids. NCBI's taxonomy places the organism in Eukaryota, Metazoa, Arthropoda, Insecta, Lepidoptera, Noctuidae. The record is from RefSeq and is a predicted model, not a curated record.
GGACGACCGGUAUUGUGGGACAAAACUUUAAAGAUAUAUAAAGAUAAAAGACUCACAUACGAAGCAUGGAGAGAAAUAUUUAUUAUCUUAAACAAAGACUUCGACCGAAUGACAAAUGUCAAAAAAAAUGAAUAUGCAAAGUCUACAGCAAAAAAAUGGACAAGUUUGCGAGAUAGGUGGAUGAAAUGUCACAGAAGACUUAAAGAAAUGAAAUCGGGAUCGGGAGCUAAGAAGAUUCGUAAAUGUGAUUUUUACGACGAAAUGUUAUUUUUGACAAAAAUUGUAACACGCCGAGGCACUGACUCAAAUAUACCCGAAACAACAAACGUGGAAAAAAGUCCCGUAGAACAUACACCGAUCGCGAAAAAAAAGAAACAGGAUAUUAGCGAGGUGGACAAAAAUAUGGCAGAAUUUAUAAAGACUGUUACCAAAAUAGAAGAGAGCCGUGCCAUGUCAUUUUUUAAAAGUAUAGCUCCGAGCGUUGAUAAGUUCGGUGAUGAGGAAAUGGUGGAUUUCCAGUUUGAAGUUUUAAAACUUGUGCGUGCUACGCAACAACGAAAGGGAAGUGAUGUUCAGCAUCAAUGGAGUACUGAGUAUUACAAAACAACGCAGCCUUCUACGUCGUCAUUUAACGUAGCCGGCCCAUCAUACUCGACUCGACCAGGUUACAGUACUCAAAAAUCUACAUCCAUUCAAUUUGACACCGAAACUAUUAGUAGUGUGGAAACAUCGCAUACAGAUGAAUUUCAGUUUGACUUUUCUGAAGAAUAUGAACAUGAGGGGUCUGUUGAAUUUGGAAACAUGUAACACUUCAAAGACAUUUAUUAUUGUACAACGUUCAAAUCAAUAUGCUUAAAAAAAUUACUUACCUUAAUGUUACGGCCAAUCUAAUGUAUGGAGGAAUACUUUCUCGCAUUUUGGUAUUUUCAUGUCGUAUAUUAUUUUCUAUACUUGUCAAAAGCUUGUCAAACGUAGAUAUUUUCAUGCGAAAAUAAUCCACAAAUUUUUCCUCAUGUUGUCGCAUGACACGGUAAAGGGUAAUGAACCCACCAAACUCAUUUUUCUCUUGUAUAAUUGGAUGAACCCAGUAAAGUCUCUUGUUUUUUGUUUCUUUUUUUAUUUUGUUAUAAUAAUAAUAUGCUAUUAUCAUUCUUUUUUGCUUUGUAGUUAACAUUUAGGUAUAUAAAUAAACGAAACUCACACUGAU